This is a messenger RNA of Coniophora puteana RWD-64-598 SS2, 249 nucleotides long. RefSeq lists its product as uncharacterized. Bases 1 to 249 code for a protein of 82 amino acids. NCBI's taxonomy places the organism in Eukaryota, Fungi, Basidiomycota, Agaricomycetes, Boletales, Coniophoraceae. The transcript has 2 exons. The record is from RefSeq and is a predicted model, not a curated record.
AUGACUGGGUCCAUACGCCAGCGCGCUGACAGCACUAUUACUCAGGCCGAGUUCAAUGGCGGCGCCGUGUCGAACGAAAAAGGUCCCGCACUCCUGGAGAUCGAUCCUCCGCCUCAUGAAUAUGGGAUAUCGCUCACCGUGACCACACCCGGUAUCCCGCCCGGGCCCAGGUUGCACUUCACUGGUCCUUCCGGCGGGCGCGUUCUCCCGACCUUCAGAGGUACCGGCCGCUACGGCACUAACCUCUAG